AACUGCUGAUACUUUCUUGAAUUUACGAAAGGUAUUCCUACUGUAAGAAGUGCUAUUUAAAUGUAAAACUGACUUUACAUAUAAAGAUAUGUAAUAAUUAAGAGUAUGCUCAAUAUCUUCAUAAAAUAUGCAAAUUGAUGUUGUGGUUUAGAAUUUCAAGUUUUAAUUCUCUAAAAAUUCAUUCUCAGAAUGGUUUUGGAUUUUGAUAUUAAAACAUUUUGUCAAAAUUUAAGAGCUACAAAGCCACCAUAUGAAUGCCCUGUAAAAACUUGUGGUAAAAUUUAUAAGAGUUUUCCCGGUAUUCAGUUUCACUUAUACAAUUAUGAUCAUGACAAUCCUCCUAUCCAACAUUCACCUUCAUCAAAAAUUAGAAAAAAGAAAGGGAAAUGGCAUCCACGUUCAAAUCGAAGAUCACCAUCUCCCUUGCAAAUUUCAUCAAGUCCACGAGAAAGUUUACAUUACAAUGAACCUCAAAAAGUUGUUGAAGUUGAUUUGAAUGGCCAUGUUCAUCAGUUAAAUAUUUGUGAACCUAUUGAUUUUGUGUUGCAUGAUGGAAAUGAGAAUGAAAAGAAAAAUGAUCAAAAACAAGAAAAAGUGGAAGUUAAACAUACCAAAGCUAAAGUUACUAAAUCUAGUAAGCAUUCUGAGAUUUCAAAAAAGCAAAAAGAACCACCAAGCAGUGCUCCAAAACUCCCUGAAGCAUCAUAUCGUAUCAUACCAGAUUAUAAUGCUCCAGAUGCACCACCAAUGCCCACAGCUUAUUAUCGUUUUAUUGAGAAAUCAUUGGAAGAGUUAGAUGAAGAUGUAGAAUAUGAUAUGGAUGAGGAAGAUUGUGUAUGGUUAGAGAUAAUGAAUGAUAGACGUAAAAAAGAUGAUUUAACUGAAGUGUCUGCUGAUACAUUUGAACUUUUAAUGGACCGUCUUGAAAAGGAGUCUUAUUUCCAAAGUCAGACAACAGGUAAAGAUCCAAAUCCAUCUAUUGAUGAAGAUGCUGUUUGUUGCAUAUGUAAUGAUGGUGAAUGUCAGAAUUCUAAUGCUAUUCUUUUUUGUGAUAUGUGUAAUUUAGCUGUACAUCAAGAAUGUUAUGGUGUACCAUAUAUACCUGAAGGACAGUGGCUAUGUAGAAGAUGUCUUCAAUCACCAUCACGAGCUGUUGAUUGCGUUCUUUGUCCAAAUAAAGGAGGUGCAUUUAAACAAACCGAUGAUGGUAGGUGGGCACAUGUUGUUUGUGCAUUGUGGAUACCUGAAGUUUGUUUUGCUAACACAGUGUUUCUAGAGCCUUUGGACAGCAUUGAAAACAUACCACCUGCACGAUGGAAAUUAUCUUGUUAUAUAUGUAAACAAAGAAGUGUAGGUGCUUGUAUUCAAUGUCACAAGGCUAAUUGUUACACUGCUUUCCAUGUUACAUGUGCCCAACAGGCUGGAUUAUAUAUGCGCAUGGAAGCUGUAAGGGAAAAUAAUGCGAAUGGAACAUCUUAUAAUGUACGUAAGACCGCAUAUUGUGAUGUGCAUGCCCCUGCUGAUAUGGAUACUAACCAAGAUGAUGACAGUGGUAAAACUGAUACUUUCAAAAAAGCAAAAGCAAAAGCUAAGUCACGGGAGAAAAUGAGAAAAGCAAGAAAAAUUCUGGCAGAGAAAAGGACUGCUGUCCCAAUUGUUUCUCUUCCUACAAUACCACCAGAGAGGUUGACCAAAAUAGCGAGUAUGGUUUCAAUGCCAAAGAAGCAGGCAUUUUUGGAUAGAUUACUUGCAUACUGGAUAUUAAAAAGGCAGUCUAGAAAUGGAGUUCCUUUGUUGAGAAGAUUGCAGACUACUCAGUCUUCUCGCAGAGAUCCUGAUUUGGAUAAAGAAGGGGCAUCUUUAGGAGAACAGCUUCAAUACUGGCAAAAGUUAAGACAGGAUUUAGAGAGAGCUAGAUUAUUAGUUGAAUUAAUUCGUAAAAGAGAAAAGUUGAAGCGAGAAUAUAUUAGAGCUCACCAGCUUACAACAGAAAUGGAACUGCAACCAUUAAUUAUCAAACUGCGUGAAGUUAUACAACAGUUACAAGAGCGUGAUGCUGGUGAAAUUUUUGCCAGGCCUGUGGAUUUAGUAGAAGUCCCUGAUUAUUUAGAUUAUAUAAAACAGCCUAUGGAUUUAUCAACUAUGAUGAAAAAAGUAGAAGCUUAUGAGUAUGAUAGUUUUGACAGCUUAGAAAGUGAUUUUAAUUUGAUGAUAAAAAACUGCUUGUCAUAUAAUUCAAAAGAUACUGUGUUUUAUAGAGCUGCAUUAAAAAUGAGAGAGCAAGGUGGUUUUGUUUUACGAGAGGCUAGGAAAUAUAUAAAUGCCAACUUUGAUUUCAAAACUGGCUUGUAUCGUGAUCAAACAACGCAAGUAGAAGAUAGCCCAAAGAAUUCUGAAGUUGAAGACGUUAAAGAUGAUCUUUCUGUUUGUCUUGAAAAACAACUGGAGAGGCUUUUGCACAAAUUGGAUGAGACUUAUAAAAUGAAAGUUGGGGUUUCUCGUACUAAGCGAGCCAAACGGCUCCGCUCUGAAAUAAAUAUAUUACGACGAAAGAUUUCAUUGCAUAAUGCCAGACAGCGGAAGAAAAAUCGUCGAAUUUUUUCAAAUGAUCAAGAAAAUGUAAAUGCUGUUGAUAAUAAGAAUUUGGUCCAUGUUGAAAGUGCUGUACAAAAUAUAAAUCGAACACGAACAAAAAUAAAACAAGAUGAUUUGCAGCUCAUUCCAGAAUCUAAGCAAGAUACGACGCGAACAAAAUGUGAUUUUAAAGAUGAUAAGAUAAAAAAUGAAAAUGAUAUUAUUACUAGCAGUCGAUUAAGAUCAAAAAAUAAAGAUGUAGAAUUAGAAGUAAAAUCUGUACCAUCUGAAAGUAAAAUCUGAUGUGCUAGCCCUAGGAAUCUGACAAGAAACAGAUUGAAAAAUCGAGACAUAUCCAUUGAAAAGGAUGAAAAACCAGAAAUUCAGAAUAAAUUAGAUGAAUCUCCCACAACUGUAGUUACACAACCUGCAUCUAGAGCUAGGACUAGAGGUAAAGAUCUUGUUGUUGAAGCUAAUGAUGCUAAUUUAUCACGCACACGAAAUAUCAAAGUUAAAGAGGAGUAUUCAACUGUUAAAGAUAAAAAAAUUAUGCGAAUGCCAUUAAGAAGAGCAGUAAAAGAAGGAUCUGUUCAAAACAGUCAUUUGACUGAUACUGAAGAUGAUGAAAAGGUUAAUUCACACGUAAUUACAUCACUCCCCAAAGCAAUUUUUCAUGGUAGAAAUCUCAGAAACCAUACGUCUGAAUCUGGAGAUGAACAUACUGAUAUCACUCCUCGACUUGGUAGACCACCAAGAAAGUGUCAAAAAGUGUUACAGAAAUCACCUAGUGCUAAGACUAAAACACUAUCUCCUCCACCCCCUUCAUUAUCAAAAUCGCCAAAAGUGUCUUCUAAUUCUGAAACUUCAUCUCCAAAUUUAAAGUCUCAAAAAGUUGCUACUGUAACUUCAUCUCCAAAAUCUUUAAAAAGUGCUUCUCCUCCAGUUUUAAAACCUCAGAUUUCAGUAACAAAUCAGAAUGAUAGUCAAAUGGAAACCACAUCUAAAAACGGAGACAGUGUAACUCAAAGACCUGUAAUAUCAAGAACACGUCGUUCUAUAAUGACUAGAAGAGAGAGUAUGAAAGAACUGAGUUCAGAAGCUAGUGAACCAGAAACAGAUAAAUCAUCAGAACUCAAAGAACGAGAGACUCGUAGUAAAAGUGCAAGAGCACAGAGCCGAUCUCAGUCAGAAAGUGAUGCUAUUAUGGUUACUAAAAAGGGUCCAAAGAAAAGUAGAUCCACAAGUCUAUCAGUUGAAGGAGAAUUAUCAAAAAAGAAAUCUAUGGCACUAAACAGCUCUGUUUCUGUUUGUCUGAACCCUUUUCCGGCGUCUCUUCUUCCUCAAACUGACAGUUUUAAAGUAUAUAGAUCUAACAACCAAGAUCAUGGCACAGAUUCUGAUAAUAAUACUGAAUCAAGUAGUGCUUCAACACCUAGCAGUAGUAGUUCUAGUUCUGAAGGACAAUCAGAUAGUGAAAGUGAGAAAGAAGGUCAAAAAGCAACUGCAAGGAAAGAGAAAGCACGUACUUCAUUAGAAUUUAAUGCUGAAGAACAGCAACAUCUCAUCCAGUUGCAGCCAUUAGAUUUAGUGUGGGCAAAAUGCCGUGGAUAUCCAUGGUACCCUGCGCUAAUCAUAAGCCCAAACAUGCCAAAUUCUGGAUAUUUCCAUAAUGGCGUACCCAUUCCUGUACCACCUGAAGAUGUACUUGCAUUGAAAAAUAAUUAUGAAGACAAUGUAUAUUUAGUAUUAUUUUUUGACACAAAAAGGACUUGGCAGUGGCUUCCACGAAAUAAACUGGAACCUCUGGGUGUAGAUUCUAAAUUGGAUAAAGCCAGACUUGUGGAAUCAAAAAAAGCUGCUGAAAGAAAAGCAGUGAAAAAAGCUUUUGAAAAUGCCAUUUUGCAUAGAUGUAGAGUGACUGGUGAAUCAACUAUUAUAUCAAAUGAAUCUGAGGAUGAGAACUAAGUAUUUGUUCCUUUACAUAUUGAUGUAAAUAAAGUGUAUUUAUAGUUUUAAUUUCACCUGAAAAUAGUUAAAAGAAAACUUUGUACAUAUCUUGUAUAUAGGCAUUUGUGCCAAAACACAAAUUUAGGGAAAAAACAUGUACUCUUGUAUAUAGCUACUAUGUCUUUGACAGUUGAUCUCUCGAAACCAUAAGUUCUUUCAACUAUUUUGCAAUGUAAUUUCUGUACAUUUAAAAUGUAUUCUGAUACUGGCUGAUUCAUUCAAUUGAGGUCUUUACAAACCCAUGUUAUAGUUUUCUGAAAAAUUCUCAGAGUAUAUAAUUUAAAUCGCCAGUUAUAUAUUCAACAGAGGAAUAUUGAUACACAGACAUCAUGUGGCCAACAGAUAGCAAUUAGAUUUCUUUCCACUGUUCUGCCAUAUGUACUUGUAAUCUGCUUCAUUGCUGUUGCCCUGCAUAAUGCAUGGACUUGCUGAUUCAGCAUUUUGUUCAGUCCAUCAAAUCUUAUUCUUUCUGUUCAAGAAUUGGAAGAUGAUCUUCAGAAACUGAAAGCAGAAGCUGAAAUUCUUAUAAAAGAUCAAGAGGCUGUGAAACAUGAACUUGAUAAUGAAAUGCAAAUCAUUUGUAAAAAACUGCCAGAUAUGCAAGAGAGAACUGGAUAUAGUACAAAUGAUGCAAACGCUGCAUGUUCUAUUUUCAAAAGUCGUGUUCAGUUACAUUAUGGCUAAAAUGUUUCAGACCAUUUUUUAAAAAAAUAAAUUUAAAUGUUUUAUGAACUGAACUAGAACCAGACAUAAUAUUCUGUUAGAUAUAUCCAUAUAUGCUUAUCACAAGAUGCAGAUUUUAAAAGCAUAAUCUCUUGUUAUUUGAAAUAUGUUCACAUUAUUAUUUGUCAUAAUAAAAUUGCACAUCUGUAACUCUGUUACUUAACUUUUACAUUGGGCUGCAAUCUUUUUCAUAUUAUUUUAUUUUAAUGGUUAUUUUUGUCAAAGGUUUGCUAUGUUUUGCACAUGCAGCAGCUUCAUAAAUAUGCAUUUACCAAACAGUUGAAAUAAUAGUGAGAUUUUAAUGUAUUUACUGAUUGUAAUUCUUUGAUAUUGAGCACAUAUGCAAUUUUGUAUUUUCUCAGUUUUCUGACAGUGCAGAUCUGAAUAAAGUAUUGAAGCUUAAGACAA
This is a messenger RNA of Stegodyphus dumicola, 5712 nucleotides long. It is a transcript of the gene Br140, whose product is annotated as bromodomain-containing protein 140. The record is from RefSeq and is a predicted model, not a curated record. NCBI's taxonomy places the organism in Eukaryota, Metazoa, Arthropoda, Arachnida, Araneae, Eresidae. Gene Ontology annotation, biological process: regulation of transcription by RNA polymerase II. Gene Ontology annotation, molecular function: protein binding.